Molecule: messenger RNA, 1344 nt
Organism: Schizophyllum commune H4-8
Lineage: Eukaryota; Fungi; Basidiomycota; Agaricomycetes; Agaricales; Schizophyllaceae
Exons: 2
Coding region: 1-1344 (447 amino acids)
Source: RefSeq, a predicted model, not a curated record
AUGAUUUUCGCAGGGGACUUCGCGCAACUUCCGCCCGUUGGAGGGGUUAAGCUCUACGACCGAAAGGUUCAGACAGACGUCGAGCGGAAGAGGAUGUCGCUUACAGUUCAGAUGAACAUCAUUGGGAAGGCGAUGUGGCACCAGGUCACAACGGUAGUGAUACUGUCGGAGAACAUGAGAAUGAAAUCGGCGACAAAGGAGGAUCGCGAUCUCGCGCGCACCUUGGCCGACAUGCGAUAUGCUGCGUGCACACCCGAGGAUAUGGAGGUCCUUCGCCGCCUUGUUGUUGGCAGUAGUCCUGCGGCGCCUAAGAUGAACGAUCCCAAGUUCAGGAGCGUAUCGAUUAUUACCGCAAGACACGCUGAAAAGGAUGCAUUCAACGAUCUGGGGGCUAAGCGCUUUGCCGCGGAGACAAAUCAAGAGCUCACUUCCUUUUAUUCGUGCGACGCCCGUGCGUCCGAAGACACCAUCCCGGGUCGUAAGAAGAAGAAAGGCCGACCCGGCAAGAAGGCUGCUAAGUCGGGCUCAGGAAUAGCGGAACACUUACAGAAGAUGUUAUGGGAUUCGCUUCCCUGCUUCACCGAUAAUGUGCCCGGGAGGUUGGAUCUCUGCAAGGGCAUGCCGGUCAUGAUACGUUCCAACAUAGCGACAGAGCUCUGCAUGACAAAAGGUCAGGAGGCCGUCGUAUACGAUUGGUCCGCGUCCCUCGGCGACCAGAAGCAGCGAAUACUCGACGUACUAUAUGUCAAGCUGGUAAACCCGCCGAAGAAUGUGCAGAUGGAUGGUCUGGAGGAGAAUGUCGUACCGUUGUCGCGGAUGUCCCAUACCAUACGGUGUCAGCUCCCUAAUGACCAAACCGUCAGAAUAGAGCGAAAGCAGAUCCCGAUUCAACUCAACUUCUCGAUGACGGACUACGCAUCGCAGGGUAAAACCAGGACUUUCAACGUCGUGAACCUCGCGAACUCGCGAUCACAUCAAGCAUGCUAUACCGCUCUAUCUCGUGGAACCUCUGCCUCUGGAACCGCCAUAGUAUCCUCCUUCAACGGCGUGAUGCUGACGAAGGGCAUGGACGAUCAGCUGAAGAGAGAAUUCAGGAAUCUGGAGGUACUUAGCGAGAUUACGCGCUUGCGUUACGUGGGCGACUUGCCCGCCCAUGUCACAGGCGACACAAGAAAUCAGCUUAUACGUAGCUUCCUUGACUGGAAAGGCCCAGAUUAUGAGAUCCCGAAUCUACAUCCGGCGCUCAGGUGGCGAGUGACACCAGAUGAAUUAGGAACUUGGAGAUGUCGAGAUGGUGCGGUCAAGGAUGCGACCCUCGUCUUCUACGUGCGUGUGAGGCCCUAG